AUGGGAGGUGGAGGAAUGGGAGGGAUGGGAGGAGGAGGGAUUGGAGGAAUGGGAGUAGGGGGAAUGGGAGGAGGAGGGAUGGGAGGGAUGGGAGGAGGAGGGAUGGGAGGGAUGGGAGGGAUGGGAGCAGGAGGGAUGGGAGGAAUGGGAAGAGGUAUGGGUGGUGGUGGAGGGAUAGGAUCCAGAGCAGCCGAGCCCUACCGCCUGGCAGCUCACGACAGCCCCACUUCCCCCCGACACAUGCAGUCCAGCCAAGGGUCUGGCAUGGGGCACGGCCCAGGCUCCGCCCACGGGAUGGGUCACGGCCCGGCUGGCUCCAGCAUGGGAGGCCAUGGAGGUCACGUCCAGCCGAGCCCCGGCCAGCAUCCCUCCCGUCGCAACCUCCAGGUCGACUUCAGUGGUUCGGGAGGCUCUAGGACGGGCCGCUCUCCUUCUGUGUCUCCUGACCGGGGCGUGACUCCCACAUCACCUUACUCCGUGCCACAGAUUGCACCCAUGCCGAGCAGCAAACUGUGCCCAGUGUGCAAGACCACAGAGCUGUCAAACCCACCGGCUGUACCCAACUACAACACCUGCACCCAGUGUAAAUCCACCGUCUGCAACCAGUGUGGGUUCAAUCCCAACCCUCACCUCACUGAGGUCCAGGAAUGGCUGUGUCUGAACUGCCAGAUGCAGCGAGCUCUUGGCAUUGACAUGACCACACCUCGGUCUAAGAGCCAACAGCAGAUUCACUCUCCGUCUCACCAACCCAAACCCAUUGUCCAACCUCAGCAGCCCGCAGCACAGCCAAUACAGCCCGCUGCUACAGUCCAGUCAAAGCCUUUGCAACAGCAGCAACAGCAUCAACCUCAGCCUCAACCCUACAGCCAGACUCAACCGUAUUCCCAGUCUCAGCCAUACUCCCAGUCCCAGCAGUAUCCCCAGUCUCAGCCCCAGUCAUACCCCACAUCACAACCGGGGUCCCAGACGCAGGGUUUCAGUUCGCCAGGCUUACAGAGACAUCCAGGCCCUGGUGGCCCCCAGUCUCAGACAGGACCCUCUCAGCAGGGAAUGAGGUCUGACCCAUACUCCCAAAGGGGUCCUGGGACUUCAGGAACUGUUGGAGGUCCAACCGGAGGCCCCAGCCAACUGGGAGGUCCUCGUAUUCCACACCCUGGUGCUGUACCCCUUCCUGGUUUGGCCAAGGCACCCUCACAGCCCGAUUUGGGUCGCGGUUCUCCAAUGCAUCAAUCUGUGGCGCGACACCAUGACCAAACCAGAAGCGCUGGAUCCUCCCCAGCCCAUAAACCUCAAAGUCAGGCCCCUCCCCCUGCCCAGGAUGGCCUUACCAAGCUGUUUGGCUUUGGGGCAUCGCUGCUCAAUCAGGCUAGCACCCUGAUCAAUGUCGACCCUCUGCCCACUGCUCCCACACAGCCAAGUCCUGCGAGAGGUAAGGUGGUGUUCAGCAACGCAGCGUCUGACAACAGACAGCAACAACAAGGGGCCACCAGCACCAAACCUUUCGGUAUGGGGGGUCCUCACGCCCCAAGCCAAAUAGGAGGUCCUUAUCCACCAAGCCAAAUGGGAGGUCCUCAUGUGCCAGGUCAAACAGGAGGUCCUCAUGCACCAGGUCAAAUGGGAAGUACCAUGACUGGACCACAUGCGACAAGCCAGAAACAACAGCAAAAGACUAUGCCCAAUCAACAAGAGAGGAUCCAACAGCAGUCACCCGUCCAUCAUCAAAAAGGGCAGCAAGCACAACAUCCACAAACGCAAGGAAAACCGCAUCAGCAAACGCCUACCCAUCAGCAGAAAGUGGCGCCAAAGCAGGAGCCGGCAGCAGCACCUGUGGUCGCUCCGGAGCCAGUAAAGCCCAAGGUGAACUGCCCUCUUUGUAAAACAGAGCUGAACAUCGGCAGCUCCGACCCACCAAACUACAACUCCUGCACGCAGUGCCACAGCCAAGUGUGUAACCUGUGUGGCUUCAACCCUACACCGCAUCUGGUGGAGAAAAAAGAGUGGUUAUGUCUCAACUGCCAGACCCAGCGGCUGAUGUCUGGAGGCGGCCUUGACGAACCUCCACUUCCUGUUCCUCAUCCGUCCCCCAAACACCAAGCAAUGGGUUCACCUCGUCACCAGACGCCAACCAGUCAGCAAAGCCCUCUCCACAAAGCCAGCCCCCAGCAGGGGCCCAAGCCAGCCCAGGCCCAGGCACAAAAGCCACAGGCGGGGACAGGUGUUGGCGGACCUUUUGCACCGACUGCUGCCAAACAGCCGACUGACACCAAGACUUCAACGCCAGCUAUGGCUCCGGUACCAACCACCGACAGCCAGAAACAGCUGAAAUCUGCAGAGGAGUGGAGCAAGACAGAACCUGAAAAGCAAACUGCCAAAGACACCAAACCGUACCACAAGAAAGGAGAGCAGAUUACACCGAUAAAGGAAAUAAAGAAGUCUAGACACUAUGAUGACACAAAAAACAACAGCACCCAUGACUUGUCACGUAGCCCUCAGAGCCUUAGUGACACCGGCUACUCCUCUGAUGGCAUCUCCAGCUCCCACAGUGAAAUUACAGGCCUAAUCCAAGAGGAGGAGAUGAAGCUAAGCGAGAGAGGAGUCAUUGGACGGGGCUCCCCACCAAGCCCCUCUGAAAUCACCAAGCUAGAGAGUUCCAUGAGGCCACUGCUGGAGAAAAGUCUGUCUGAAGAGAAACCAGAUCGAAGAGGAAGGAAACACAGAGACAGAGACUUGGAUGACAGGGGGAAGCCACGCCCACGUUCUCUUUCCAUCCCACCAGAUGCCUAUGACUCUGAUGAGGAAUUAGAAGAUAUACUAGAGGAGGAGAAAGAUGAUGACGACUGGGAGGAUAAAAGGAAGGAAGGGAAAGAAGAAAAGAAGGACAAGAAAAAGAAGGAAAAGGAGCCUGAGCCCACCGAAAUGACUGAUGAAGAAUUCAUGAGAAGGCAGAUAAUGGAGAUGAGUGCUGAUGAAGAAAAUGAAGAGGAAGAGAUGGAGGAAGAUGAGGAUGAGGAGGAUGAAGGAUAUGGCUACCAGAAACCGAAGAAAAGUCAUCAUAAGCACAUCAUAUCCGAAUCAGGGAAAGAGAAGAGACGUCUUCAACACCACUCAAGCAGUUUUGAGGAGGAAACCAAGAGUUCUACUGAUGUCUAUAAAGGCUCAUUGGAAGAGGGUGAAGAAGAUGUGAUGGCAUCACAGGGAGGACUGAGGCGCUUCAAAACCAUUGAACUCAACAACACAAAUAGCUACAGCCGAGAUAUGGACCUGAGCAAUGACAAUGACUUGAGCCUUGUUGGGGAACCAGAGCUGGAGAUGGAGAGUCUGACAGGAUCUCCUGAGGAGCGUUCUAGAGGUGACUAUUCUUCAACUUUGCCACCGACUUCAUCCUCAUAUGGCUCAGGACAGUCUCCUACAUCCAUCUCAUCAAUGGAAGAAGACAGUGAUAGCAGUCCCAGCAGGAGGCAAAGAUUGGAAGAGGCCAAGCAGCAGAGGAAAGCACGCCAUCGCUCUCACGGCCCUCUGCUUCCCACCAUUGAAGACUCAUCAGAAGAGGAUGAACUAAGAGAAGAAGAAGAACUUUUAAGAGAGCAGGAGAAAAUGAGAGAGGUGGAACAGCAGAGAAUAAGAAGCACAGCACGAAAGACUAAAAGAGAUAAGGAGGAGUUACGAGCACAGAGGCGCAGAGAAAGGUCCAAGACACCACCUAGUAAUCUCUCACCAAUUGAAGAUGCCUCACCUACUGAAGAACUAAGACAAGCAGCGGAAAUGGAAGAGCUUCAUCGUUCCUCUGCUUCUGAAUAUUCCCCUCAAAGCCUGGAUUCCGAAGCGGAGGGAUAUGAGUCUAAACUUUACAAGUCAGGCAGUGAGUACAACCUGCCUACCUUUAUGUCUUUAUACUCAGCUGUAGAGAAAUCCUCUACAACGACCACUACCACUGCCCCAUCUUCAACUUCCAAACCUCUAAAGAGUGCUGAAGAGGUUUAUGAGGAGAUGAUGAGGAAGGCAGAGAUGCUUCAAAAACAACAGAAACCACAGCAACAACAACCACAACAUGCAAGACAUGGGCAAUACUACGAAGAGGACAUCAAUGGACAAAAUUAUGAUGAUGAGUAUGAUUAUGAACAAGAUCAAGGAUAUGACAAUGAGGCAGCAGAGAAAGAAACUGAUAUUUAUGAGGAAAUCAGACAAACAUCUCAGAACAUCACCAAGAUGCAGCAGGCCACAGAUGAACAAGUAGAGAUUGAGAUUGAGAGCUCUUACCCAGAAAAGCAGCUCUUAGACACAGGCUCAGCCUUUGCUAAAUUGCUGGAGCAGAGCAAUGCCCUCUUAACCCCAGGGACCAGCCCCACCCAGAGUUCAGCUCCUGUCUCUUUUGCUGAGACUGGGGGGCGGAUACCUGAUGUUAGAGUAAGCCAGCACUUCAUUGCAAAGGAUGGGCACAAAGAUAAGAUUAAAAGUCAAGCAGGAAAAAAUGGGAUAACACCAAUAGUGGCUUCUACCACUAUUGCAGCUUAUGGAGUUUAUGCCAGGGACACAGUAACAGUUUCACAAACUAGCUCAAGCAACACUAUAACAUCUACUCAGUCUGAUGGAUCUCGCAGGCACACAGGAAGUCCUUCGACAUCCACCUCUACAGUUUCAAGUGUAUGCAGUAAGAUUGCAGAGAUUACCCAAGCUUACAGUCAAAGAGAGGUGCUUACAAGAAGGGUUGGGGAAACCAGAAGUGUCCAAGUGCGAGACAGCUCAACAUCCUCGACUGAGAGGAUUAUUGAACCACGUUCUCCUAAAUAUACUACCUAUUACAGAAGCACCAGUCCUCCUCUCUCUCCAUCCCCACCGCCACAGAGUCCUACCCGUUGUUCUUCCAGAAGAGCUACAGCUGAGUUCUCUACACAGACCUUUAGCUCAGCAUUGCGGAUGGAGUCUGGAUCUGGGCCUACAUCUCCAGUAACAGCUCAGGGAACCCAAACAUCACAUCGAUCAGUUUCUCCACGACUGUAUCGACAGCAAUCUUCCCAGGACGCUCCAUAUUCUCCACCUCCAAGCCCAGCUAGACCAAUGACAGUGAACACUGCUACUUCUCCUCUGUCUUCACCUACUCGAUUUAGCCGCCAAUCAACUUUUGACAGUUACUCCCCAUGUGGCAGCCCUCCAGACACACCACCGUACCAAUACUCUCCUACACGCAGUUUCUAUCAAGUACAAAGAGUAGAGAAGGUAAAUGUUGGAACAAGUAUGGUCACCACAGCCAGCAUAUACACCAGAGGGUCCAUGUCAAUGGAUAAUAUCUCCCUCUGUAGAAUAUCAACAGUCCCAGGCACCUCCAGGGUAGAACAGGGUCAUAUGAUCCAAGGUGGAAGUGUUGUAGAUCUAAGAACAGUCACCAAACCAGCUCCUAUUAUCAUGACUGACCAGGGAAUGGAUCUUACUUCCUUAGCCACAGAAAGUAGAAAAUACCAUGGCGGAGCAGAUGGUACCAGACACUCAACAAUUGUACAGCCGCUGAUUAUGAAUUUAAACACCCAGGAGAUCACCACACCAACCACUGUUAGUGUCACUGUGGCUGCUUCUAUGUUUAUGACACAGUCCAAGCAGCCAACGGUGUAUGGGGAUCCCCAUCAAAACCGACUGGAUCUUGGUCAGGGCAUGGGCUCAGCAGUGUGUCUUUCCCAGAACAAACCACCUACUUCUCCUCCAGUUGAUCCAACAAUACCCAAAAUCGAUGCAAAACUGGAAGAUCUUAGUAUCCAACAGAGAGAACUGCAAAAACAACAAGAGAAGCUUCAGAAACAACAAGAAAUUCUUGAGCAGCAGUUACAGCAACACCAUCACAUGCAACACCAACAACAGACAACUGUUCUCUCCAGGUAUAACCUUCCUAGCCAAAUCUCACCCUUAGUCAAAAAGGACUUGCUGGUCAGCCAGACUAGCAGUGCACCAGCAGUGGUCAGUGCUGUAACAACAGUCAUUAACCCUGAGCUGUACGGCACUGGCCCCAUUGAGCUGAAAGGAAAGCCCAGUCCUCCAGGUUUGGUGUUAGGAGGAAAAUUACCACAUAGUAUGGUAGUUCAGAUGGAUGGAGGGCUCGAGCACACAAGGGCAAUAACUCAGCUAGUGAAGGUAGAAGAAGGGCAAGAUGCUUUGGACCUGGCAGGAGGCCAAAUUAAACCCGACAACCAACCAGCUUGCUGUGAUGUUGUCUACAGACUUCCAUUUAGUGGAAGCUGUGUCGGUAUAUCUGAGAAAGAAGGCAUAAGGCCACCAUCUGCCCCACCUAUCACCUAUGAGUCGGAACAAGAAAGUCAACCUGGAAGGUUCCAUGAAUAUCCAAUGGAUACACGCAAAGACUACACCUUGCCUUUUCCUGGUCGACUCCAGCCCUCAAUGUCUGAUACAAACCUUGCUGAUGCUGGGCUACAGUCCUAUCAUUCCAAACUGGAACAACAUCUCCAGUCCUCAGGUGAACUUGCCAUGGAUUUAACUGCAAUGAAACAGAGUUAUGGAGGAUAUAUUGGCAUGCAGUAUGGUUCCUAUACAGAUUUACGGCAUGGAGGAGACGUUGCUUCCCAAACACUGCCAAUAAGAAGGUAUAAUUCCUUGUCAAAUAUAAGCUCAGAUUAUGGCUAUUCUGCUCGCGACAUUGCUGGCUUCCAAGAAGCUAACUUGGCUCAGUACAGUGCAACCACUGCAAGGGAGAUCAGUCGGAUGUGUGCUGCUCUUAAUUCCAUGGAUCGGUAUGGAAGCAACCCUGACUUGAUGCAGUUCAGCAGUUUAGGAAGAAAUACUAUUACAGGGGCCUCCAGACUUGUAGCAAGUCUUGGGAUGAGACAAGGCCUUCUUAUCGGACCAGAUGGAAAGCCAAUCUCUCACAGUCAAGCACUAGCCAACCUUAUCAAUGCCAGACAGGCAAGUCUACGAGCCAUGUACCCUGCUGCUAUUAGGUCUUCUGAUGGGAUGAUUUACUCCACCAUUCAGACCCCUAUUGCUUCAACACUUCCCAUCACAACUCAGCCUGCCUCUGUACUUCGACCACUUUUGAGGGGAGUCUACAGGCAAUACCCCUCUCCCAAUAUGACACCAGUACCCCUCUCCAGUCUUACCAGACUCCCUAUUAGCCCAAGAAUGCCCUUGAGUGGACAAGUUCCAGUCAGGUACCCUGCACCAGGUCUUCUUCAAACAACCUCAACCACAGCCACUACCUCUGCUGUUGUAUCAACCUCAGCACCAUUCGGACCCAUUGUGUCCAUGUAUAUGACGACUGCUAGCUCAACAGUCCAAGAUGAACCAGUUUACCUUGGCAAAGGUGUUGCGAUGACGCCCUCAUCAACAGAGGUCACAUCAGUACAAGGUAUAGUGGUCAUACCAUCUGAGCCACAGCAGCAGCCAAUAAACCUGUCCCAAGCUCACCUUAACAGCCAACAACAACAACAGCUAGAGAAUACAGCUGCUCAACAGCCACAAGGCGCAGCAUAUGCAUACCCACCCUCAGGUCCCACACCUACCCAUGGCAAUACCCAACUGGCAGCAGGGCCCGCUCUCCCCGCCAGUGGCUUACCCAUUCCAGGUGGUCUUCCUCCCUUUCCUCCACCAGGUGCCAUACACAAGGAGGGUGAAACCGAGGCAGACAGGUUGCACCGACAGCAGGAGCAGCUCCUACAAAUGGAGAGGGAGCGUGUGGAGCUAGAAAAAUUUCGGCAACUGCGUGUACAGGAGGAGCUGGAGCGAGAAAGGAUAGAACUAAAGCUGCACAGGGAGAAGGAGCAGAUUCUGGUACAGAGGGAGUUACAGGACCUGCAGACCAUCAAGGAACAGGUAUUACAUCAACAGCAGCAAGAACGUGAGAAACAACUCGUGCUCCAGCGAGAACAGCUGGCCCAGCAGAAGGCUCAGCUAGACCAGAUCCAGUCAUUACAGCAGCAGCUCCAGCAGCAGCUGGAAGAGCAGAAAAGGCAGAAAACAGCAGCUAAAUCUCAGAGCAUGCAGAUGGAUGUAAAUGGAGAGCCCCUGCACCCGUACCUAGACUCUCAAAUGAGCUCUCGUUCCCUCCCCAACUCUUCCUCAGAGAUGUGUCUGAGGACUCAGGAGGAGCAAAUGGAGACUAGGAGUAGCAUGAGGAAGCAUAGCUCCAUGAGCAGACUGAGCAGAGACACCAUGGACGGAGAUGGCGUGGUGUUCUACGGCUCCCCCCGUAGGAUUGUGGAUAGCUGUGUGCAGACUGACGAAGAAGAUGGCGAGGAAAGGUACAUGAUGCGUCACCGCACAAGAAGGCGUGGUCGCAGUGUUGACUGCUCCAUGCAGACGGAUGACGAUGAAGACAAGGCUGAAACCGAGCAUCCGGUCCGCCGAAGGCGAUCCCGUUUCUCCCGACACGCUGAGGCCAGUGCAGCAGGAAGCAGCGUUGCGGCGACAGCCAACAUGGCUACUGACACCAAAACUGAUGCACCCAAGAUGGUUUCCUCCAGUGUCGGCAGCCAGACCAUCAGGGAAAUGUCUUGCCAGACAGAAGCCGAGCACCUAGGAAGAGUCUCCCCAGCGAUCCACGUGACAGUGCCAGACCCUAACAAAGUAGAGAUCGUGCAUUACAUUUCUGGACCAGAGCGAACACAAAAAGGACAAUCUCUUGCAUGUCAGACCGACCCGGAAGCACAGUCACAGGGUGUUGUAGCUCCUCAGCUCAGUGUACCGACCACAAUCAGUCCAUAUUCUUCUACCAGCACCGGAACGCAGCAAUCAGGUUCUGGUGACCUUCUGAGCCAGCAGCGCCAGCAGCAGCAUAUCACAGCAAAUGCAGUCAAGUUUGAGAGACGCCGUCCUGAUCCACUUGACAUCAACUAUCAACCUCACAACCACCUCCACAACGAAUCCGUCUCCAGUAUCAUCAGACAGCAGCAGACGACUCCAAAAUCUCCACAAGUCCUCCACUCCCCGGUCUCCCCGGUGUCCCCUCACCGCCUGCUUGAGGCCUCUUUGUCAAACGAGAGACUGAACAAGGCUCACGUCACGCCUCAGCAGAAGUCCUACACAGCUGAGUCCCCCCAGCGACACCCGUCUUUGCCCCGACCAAUGAAGAGCACCCAAAGGUCCAUGUCAGACCCCAAGCCCCUCAGUCCCACCACAGAUGAGCAUACCAAGGCUAGACUCUCUCUGUAUCAACAACAAGCCCUACAGAGCCAGCUGGCAGCCUUACAGCAGAGCUCGCUGCUCCGCAAGGUCAAGCGAACCCUGCCCAGCCCUCCUCCAGAGGAGACUGCUUCAUCUGCUCACCUGCCCAUGAUGACGCCUGUCCUCCAACAGGCCUACAUGCCCUCUGUGCCCAGCCUUAAGCCCAGCUCAAGGUCUGGCCUGGCUGCCAAAGCCAGCCUCCUCAAAGAUCUGACCCACGAGCUGAAGGCCGUGGAACAAGAGUCGACCAAGCUUAGGAAGCAGCAGGCUGAACUUGAGGAGGAGGAGAAAGAGAUUGAUGCUAAACUGAGAUACCUUGAGCUUGGAAUCCACCAGAGAAAAGAGACACUGGUCAAGGAGAGGGAGAGAAGGGACAUUGCCUACCUGAGAUGUAUGGGGGACACUAGGGAUUACAUGUCUGAUAGUGAGUUGAAUAACUUACGUUUAGCAGCCGCAGCUGCGUCACAUGAAACCAAUGGACUACUAACAACUAGACCAAGCACUGCUCCACUAAGCCAGUUUACCAGCGACCUCAACACAGCAGCCCAGUACCCACCAACCUCAUCCUUCCUCUCCUGUCCGUACCCCCAAAGCCAACCACCAGCACCAUCUCAGCAAGUCUCAAGUGUUCCAUAUCAGUCAUCAACAAUCAACCAGCCUCCUUACCCAACUGUUUCGCAGUCACAGGCACUGCCACAGCCAACACCUCUUCAAAGUCAUGUUCCCCAAACUGGACCUUCCUACCAGUCUCAAACAUCCUAUCCAUCUCAUACCUACCCUCAAACCCAGCCCCCAUACCCCCAGACAGACAUGGGAAUACCAGCCGCACCUCAGGUUCAGCCAGUGCACACUGGUUUUGGGCCUGCACCACCUGGUCAGCCCCCAUACCCCACCCACAGCUCACCCUAUCCCAGCGCUGUCUCCUCCUACCCCAGCCAGACUACUCCAUACCCUGGACAACCCCAAGUUGAUAUCCUGACGGUUCAUCCGGGAAGACCAAGGCAGACUUCACUAGCUGAUCUGGAGCACAAGAUGCCAACAAACUAUGAGACAAUCAGCAACCCCACAGUUGUGGUUACCACCACAGCUCAAGAAGCAGGCUUUUCAAAUGCAGCCCCGUCCUAUGGUCAGUACACAGGAACAACAACCAUGCCAAGCUCCUACGGGCCCUACGGCUCUGCGCCUGUGUCUAGCGGCUAUGGUGGGUAUUCUACAAUACCACCCAGCACUUACGGCCCAUAUACUUCAACCCCAGCUAGUUCAUACGGCCAAUACACCACAACCACUGCUAAUGCUUAUGGCUACACCACCACUACUACAGCAAGCUCUUAUGGACAGUACAGUUCCACACUUCCCAAUGCCUAUGGGCAUCCUGUAGACACCCCUUCCACCUACAACACAGCAGAUGGGAUGUAUGGGGCUCCUGGCUUAGAGCAAAACGUUCCAAGGAACUACAUGAUGAUUGAUGAUGUAAGUGAGCUGACGGCAAAGGAUGGGCUGGGCACGACAGCAGGGGACAUGAUGCAUCAUGGUGGCAGUGGGCGAUACCCGGGAGACAUCCAUGGCCACAGCAGCACCACUGGCAGCACAGCGCGAACUGGCAGCUCUCCUUACGGCAGGGCACCUGAGGAGGAAGCAGCGAUGCAGGAUGAGCUGUACGACCACCAUGGCAGGGGUAAGAGCAGCUACAGGCACGGACCUCUAGGGGGCAGCAGCAGCAGCGUGAGCGCUAGCAUGGGUGGGGGAUCCUCCUAUUUCUAUGACUACGACUACAAACAUGGCAGCAUCCACUCUGGGGUACAGAAACCUUUGUCUUCCUCCAGAAGCCUUCUUGCUCCUGCUGUCAUGUCCUCCAAGCGCAGCAAGCACAGGAAGCUGGGGAGUUUGGAGCAAAAAAUCUCAAAAUUUUCCCCCAUUGAGGAGGCUCGGGAUGUGGAGGCAGAUCUGGCCUCCUAUUCCUCUGCAACGGGUGGGACUUAUUCCUCCUCCAACGUUAGAGGACGCCAGCUAAUGGAGGAUUACGGCUUCAAGAGGAGUUCUUAUGAGGGCGGCUCUGGCACCACUCAUGGUAGUCGAUAUCAUGGUUCACUGGUGGAGGAGGACGAUCGGAUUUACUACACCUCCACUGGCCGCUCGCGUUCCACUGGCUACGGCAUGGACAAGAUUUCAGCUAGAGACUACCAUGGGUAUCGCAGCCGAUCCUACGAGAGAGACGACCGCUCCUACCGAUCUGGCUACAGGGGUCGCCAACCGGUCCGGCAGUACUCUGAGGAGGAGAGCCCACUCAGCCCCUCGGGGAGGUUCAUGGGUUCUGGGCGAUCUUCAAGCUUAGGUCCUGAUCCUUAUGAAAGUCGCAGCAGUAGAUAUCAUGACUAUUACGGCAAUUAUGGUUCCAGUCACUCGCUGCCAGAUGUCCAAGACCACAUAAGGGACCUUCCUCGGACCCACGUCUACAAAUGGGACGAUACUUUCAUUAUAGACGAUUAUCAUUGCGCUGUGUCAGACAGUGAAGCCUACCAUUUGGGCCAGGAAGAAACAGACUGGUUUGAGAAGCCACGCACCAGUUCUCGACACUACGGCAGCAGCCACUCAACUGGGAGGAGUCGGCACGGUGUCAAACACACGUACCAUGAUUAUGACGAGCCUCCUGAGGAGGACCUGUGGCCCCAGGAUGAGUAUGGCCACGGAGGGCGUCACUCAGCAUCCCGUGACCACAGGCAUCACGGCACUUCUAGCCGCCACUCGACCUCAUCGCGUCACUCAGAAGAGCCGAGGUCCUCGAGGUCUUCUAAGGGGCAUCCCAAAGAUCCAUCCAUGCGGCAUGACCCCUCAGCACGAUCUUCAUCGACAGGAAGGCGUGGGGAGUCGAGGUCUGGAGGGUAUCACACUACAGACUACUCCAGGGAUCCGUCUGGGCACCAUCACGGCCAAAGGUCGUCCAGGCAGGGGGACCCACAGAGGUCCUCACGCAGCAAGUCCCAGGUGGACAUGCAGGGCCAACCACCAGGCUCCUCUAGAUCUGGCAGCGGCUCCGGCCGGGCUCAGGGCCCUGUCGGUGGGCCGGCAGGGUCAGGACGGCAGGGCGGUCCAGGUUCCCAGACGGACGGGACUCCGGGACAGAGAACCCAGCUCCAGCAGCAGGCCCAGACAUCAGCUGCACGGCCGGGUCAGCCAGGGGCCGCAGCGACUGUUGGCCCUCAACAGCAGAUCCCAGCCCAGGGACCAGGCAUGGGCAUGGGCAUGGGGCAGGGGCCGGUCAAGCCGGGGCAGAUGGGGCAGAUGGGACCAGCAGGGGGAGCCAUGGGUCAGGCCAGGCAGCCCGGUCCAGCAGGGACCGCUCCAUCCCCCAUGACGAAGAUCGAUACACCUCCCGUGACAGCUAUUGGAGCAAAAGCAGCACCGGUCAUGGCCCAGAAGACCGCACAGCCCCCACUCACAGGAAUAGGAUCCAAGGCUGCGCCCAGGCCUGGAGGCAUCGGCAGUGCGGCAGCCGGUCAGCCGGGCGCGGAGGCAGGCAACGUGUUCUCCAAUAUGCUGCCUGGAGGAGCUGCUGAGCAGGCCGGCAAACUGGGAGAAGCUAUCUCCGGCUUUGGCAAGAAGUUUACCUCUUUGUGGUAAACUGAGGUAACUAUGUCGAGGAGAAAGAAAAAAUGAAGUCAUGAGGCCGCGUACCAGAAAAACCUGGGAAGUUCCCCCCCUUUUUUUUUACUGAGAGACAGAGACGGGAGGAGAGAGGGAGCAGAGAGGAGAGCUGAGCACACUGCCAUCAAGGACUGGAGACAUCUGGAUACUUCAUGUCUCGCAGCUGAGCACCGACUGACAGAGAGGACACGCUGCUCUCUCUGACAGUCCAGAUGAUAAUUCCCAGGCCAAGCCAGCAUCCCUCUUCAGAUGGAUUCUUAUUGAUUCAACCCCGAGAUGAAGAACCUGUGGAACCGCUCAACUAAACCUGCGUCACCUUCAUUCACACCUGCA
Cololabis saira (Pacific saury) is the source of this 13134-nucleotide messenger RNA. RefSeq names its product bassoon presynaptic cytomatrix protein a (gene bsna). Bases 1 to 12777 code for a protein of 4258 amino acids. Gene Ontology annotation, cellular component: GABA-ergic synapse; axon; glutamatergic synapse. Lineage: Eukaryota; Metazoa; Chordata; Actinopteri; Beloniformes; Belonidae. Gene Ontology annotation, molecular function: metal ion binding; structural constituent of presynaptic active zone. The transcript is spliced from 16 exons. Gene Ontology annotation, biological process: presynaptic active zone assembly; protein localization to synapse. The record is from RefSeq and is a predicted model, not a curated record.